Poecile atricapillus (Black-capped chickadee) is the source of this 5914-nucleotide messenger RNA. RefSeq names its product Golgi phosphoprotein 3-like. The record is from RefSeq and is a predicted model, not a curated record. Bases 369 to 1253 code for a protein of 294 amino acids. The transcript is spliced from 4 exons. NCBI's taxonomy places the organism in Eukaryota, Metazoa, Chordata, Aves, Passeriformes, Paridae. Gene Ontology annotation, biological process: retrograde vesicle-mediated transport, Golgi to endoplasmic reticulum; Golgi organization; Golgi to plasma membrane protein transport. Gene Ontology annotation, molecular function: phosphatidylinositol-4-phosphate binding. Gene Ontology annotation, cellular component: trans-Golgi network; Golgi cisterna; cytosol.
UGAGGGUCUCCGUCCACAGCUCCAGCCCCGUGAGGGGCUCCUCCCGUCCGCGGCACUUUCCGGUCGUACCACCCCCCCCGCCACUACCACAUCCUCCAGUGACAUCAGCCUGCGCCGCCAUAUUGGAGGAGAAAUCACCUCCGCCAGCUCGGCCGCAGCAGGCGGGGAACGCCGGCUCCUACCGCCACUGCCUCCGCCUCUCCUGCCUCAGCCGAAUCCUGCUCCCCAUGAUUCCCCCCGGCCGGCCUCUGCCCCGGUGUGGAUAAGGGCGGAGGCAGGAACGGCUGCCGCCUCUUCUUUUCCCCUCUCGAUCUGUGGCCAAGUUCCUUUCCCCGUGGCGGGCCUUUGACCGUCCACCGCCUCCAGCCAUGACUUCCUUGACCCAGCGUAGCUCUGGGCUGGUGCAGCGUCGGACAGAGGCCUCCCGCAAUGCUGCCGCCGCCAAGGAGCGGGAGGUGGGAGGCGGCCCUGAGGAUGAAGGCCACCGGGACGAACCCGGCGACGAUGAGAAGGGCGACUCCAAGGAAACACGCCUCACCCUCAUGGAAGAGGUGCUGCUCCUGGGCCUCAAGGACCGUGAGGGUUACACAUCGUUUUGGAAUGAUUGCAUCUCUUCUGGAUUGCGUGGCUGUAUGUUAAUUGAAUUGGCAUUGCGAGGGCGUCUUCAGUUAGAGGCUUGUGGAAUGAGACGUAAAAGUCUAUUGACAAGAAAGGUAAUUUGCAAGUCAGAUGCUCCUACAGGGGAUGUUCUGCUUGAUGAAGCUCUGAAACACAUAAAAGAGACCCAACCUCCUGAAACAGUACAAAAUUGGAUUGAACUGCUUAGUGGUGAAACAUGGAAUCCAUUGAAGUUGCAUUACCAAUUGCGAAAUGUCCGUGAACGGUUAGCAAAAAAUCUAGUGGAAAAAGGUGUACUGACUACAGAAAAACAAAACUUCCUUCUUUUUGACAUGACUACACACCCUCUCACCAACAACAACAUCAAACAGCGCCUCAUUAAGAAGGUUCAAGAAGCAGUUCUUGACAAAUGGGUGAACAACCCUCACCGCAUGGAGAAGCGCUUGCUGGCACUUGUUUAUUUAGCCCAUGCCUCAGAUGUUUUGGAGAACGCUUUUGCCCCCCUUCUGGAUGAGCAGUAUGAUUUAGCCACGAAGAGAGUGCGGCAGCUUCUGGAUUUAGACCCUGAGGUUGAAUGUAUGAAAGCCAACAUGAAUGAGGUUCUAUGGGCUGUUGUAGCAGCUUUCACAAAAUAACUGCAUUCAGACCAAAGUGUUCUCUCUUCCUUCAUGUAAACUAGUUGUUUCUCUUUUAUUGACUAUUCAUGUUUUCUGUAAUUUGUACCUUUUCACAUGAUAAAUCAAUUCUUGUUUAAUAGAAAUUAUGUGGUGAAUUCCCUCCUUCUCUAUCUGUAUACAGGAUUCUUCUGGUACAAAACACCUUCCCAUUUAAAAACAACAGAAAAAGUUUUUACUGCCAUAUUGGCAUUCUAAUUCCUAUUCAGUUUUGAGUUAUCUGAAAUACUUUGUUUAGUCUAUUUUUCAUCUUACUGUUAUUGAAGUGGUUUAACAUGGAAAAUACCUCAAGAAGGAAACGUGCAUGCAGCUGGAUCACUAGUCUCAGCUGACACAGAUGUGUGCAUGUAUCAAUGCUUCUGCAGUACAACUCCUAACAGAUUGAAAAAGGGCCUUUUAAAAUCACCAAAGCUUCAUGUUGAAGUAUCUUUCAAGACAUUUUAUAGACAGAUGUUGUUUCAAUUAUAUCUAACAAAAUUAACAGCAAAAAUGCCAUUAAGCAGCUUUUUCAAUAGUUUCUGUAAAAUACCCCAUAAAUUUUACUUUUCAUGAAAGUCUCUUGCAUACUUAUGUUUACAUUAAAAUGAUAUGAGUCAUAAGGCUAGAGUUGAAAGGUCCAGUUUUUUCAUAAACCCAUUUUGGGAUGAGAUGCAUUCCAUUAUAUUGUAUAUAUAGUUCAAAUUGUAAAUUAACAACUGCCCCAUCUUAGUAUUCUGCAAGUUUUACACCUGGUGUCCCGAAUUUGCCAUUAGCCAUUUCAUGGAAAAAAAAAAGCCUCCUAUAAAGAGCAUGUAUAUGAAAGCUGUUUGUUUCCAGUGUCUACAGAGUUUGCCAUCCAGGUAUUCUAAGUCUAUGCAUUGUCUUUGAGAAUUACUGUAUAGAAAGUGACCGCUUUCUAUCAUCAUAUCAUCAUUUGUACAUUUUUUUUCUUCUCUUCUUUUCCCCUAUUGUAUGGAAGAGGCUUGUGGCUAGUACAAUUCUUGACUGCAAUUUUUAUGUUUGUACACAAAUUAAUAUUUGUCUCAAACUUCUCAAUCUAUUUUACACUUCAAAAACAAAAAGUUCUAGUAGGUGUUGCAUUUAAAUGGUUAGCAAGUAAUGACUGCAGUUCAGAUUAUUAAAAUUUCUGUAAUGGGAUGCUGUGCUAUAUUUAAAUUUUUUAUAUAAAAUUAUGCUGAUUCACACACUAUUGUAAAAAAUAUAUAUAUAAGACUUUGUCUUUUAAAAAAUGUGUUGCCUUUUUGCCACUGCUUGUUAUCUCCCAUUUGUUUCACAGUGCAAAUAUUCAUUGAACAAAUUAAGCAUCAAUCUAUGUAUUUCUUUUUCUCAUAACAAUGAAGAUUUAUGGUGGGGCUUACAGGUGUCUAGAAACUUUUUUUGGUUAAUAUUCAGAGUAAGAAUACUAGAUAGUAUAUAACUUUAGAGUAGAAAUUUAAGAGAUCCCUUAGUCUGUAUACUAGCUUUUUACUUACAGCAAAUAAACUAUGAUCGUAAAAGUGCCUGAAACAGAGCAAGCAUGUCAUUUUUUUGCUGUUGUUGCUAAUUAGAAAGGUUUUAUUGCUUAACUGAAAGCUUUAGUUAAUACUCUUCUUAGAAAGAAAGAGUUUAUAUUAAGUAGAUCAAACUGACCUAAUCAGCAGUGUCAUUCAGAUCUGCAGGAUUCAUGGCUGGGUCAGACUCAGUUAACUUGUGAGUGUUCAGUUAUGUCUGCCAUAGGUAGGCCUCUUUUAUCUUGAGCAGAACUCUACAGCCUCAUCUGUGACUGGACUUCAAAUUUUGCACCUAAUUUUAAAUAAUUUAAAUGGUCAAGUAGUUGACUUAAAAAUGUAACUUAAAUUCAUCAUACCUAUAGAACCUUUUUUAAAAUAAAGAUUUAAAAAAUAUAGUCCUUAAGAUUUAGUGGCACACUGUUCUUUCAUUUCUUGAAUUAUGUUUCUUUAUAAAAAUUAAAGUAUAAUGUAAGGCAUUUCAAACUUUGGUUUAUAAAUAAAAAGAUAAAGAGUGUUCUCCUAGGUGUAAGAUGCUGUGUUUAAAACUUUGAUGAGUUUGGGCAUGAUCUUUGGACAUUUUAUUUCAAAUAUUUUCAAAAUGUGAUUGUUUUAAGUGGAGGAAAAAGAAUGUUGCUUUGUUACUCAUAUAUGUGAAAACUUACAGAAUACUUUCUGUACUUGAUAGUAUAUGUUAACUCUUUGCUUUCAUUGUCUCUCUCUCCUGUGAUCUGUUUUCUCAUUUUCUGAUGCUGUUUAAGAGGAGAGAAAAUUAAUUAGGCAGAAAAAUCAGAAAAAAAAAAUAGUGGAGUAUUUCGGAGCAAGUUGAAUGCACAAAACUUUUAAAACGGCUUUGAAAAUCUAAGCUGCUUGAAACAUUGUGAAAAACGAUGUUCACUGUUUUGGUAAAUUUUAAAAGGUUUAAUAAAAAAAAAAGACAAUAGGAGACAAAGACAAUAAAGCAAAGGGUUAAAACGGCAGGGUGCUUGGCACUCUGCCAAGAGCACACCUGGUGUUUUGAAAACACCCUUUAUAUACCAUUUUGAUUGCAUCAACUUGAUGCAUAUUCAUAGACUUUAUGCAUAUCCAAACUUUUCCAUUAACUAGUUUACAUCUUCCAGGAACUAUUUUGCAUGGCCACUCCUUGGAUCUGCCUUUUUAGAGCAUGCGCAUUUCUUGGCUUGCGGUUUUAAUUCCCUUCUUAUCAUCUUUUAAUUUGGGCUUUGGCUCCUUCUUUCCAUAGGCAGUGAGUGUUGAUAGCAGCCAGGUCCCCAUCAUCUGUUCACUGGAGGUUACCCUAACCGGCAGGCAGUUCAAGCAUACUGUAUCGACUAUUACCACUUAUGCCUAAAUUUUUGCUAAUAGCAGGAGAGAAAAAACUACAUUCACACAGCAAAGCCAUUCUAACAUUAUACAUAUAACAUUCAUCUUAAUACUUGUGAAAAGCCAAUAUUAUAAUAUGUAUUUAUAACAAUUAUUCAAACUAAAAGUAUCUUUCAUAGUCCCUUUUCUGUCCUCUCAUCUUCAUUCUGUCAUGUUCCUGCUGGGUUCAUGUUGCAUUAACACCCUACCUCACUGGAAAGGACUCUCACCAUUUACUUGUGUGCCUCAGGAGAAAGCCUGGGACCUCAAGCAUUCCCCCUCUGAGGGGGUCUCUCCUGCUUCAGGAACCAAGUUGCCCCUGCCCAGCCCCACCGCUUCAUUGCCCCCACUCUGGGGUUUUCACUACACUGUAACCCCACACUCCCUGCCUGCCAGGACACACUGCAACAUACUAGUAAAGAACUGUUAUUCCUUUUCCCAAAUGUUUGCCUGAAAGCCCUUAAUUUUAACAUUAUAAUAGUUUGGAGGAAAGGGGGUCAUAUUCUCCCUUCCAAGGAAAGUUCUCACCUUCCAUAGCAGACACCGGUCUUUCGAACCAAGACACCCAGUAACAGCCUUUUCUUGGCUGUCAAGCACCUUCCCCUUUGGUGUAGUUAUGGUCACAGCUGGCAGGGGCACUGAUUGCUCCCGGCUGGGCAGGGCAGGUGCGAUGAUUCCCCACGGCUGCAGAGGGCACUGUGGCACGAGCUCAGAUGCCUCUUCGUGUGGGUAAUGGUAGGCACACCGCUGGGAGGGAUAAAAAGGGCUUCCUUUACAAUCUCACAAGGGUAGCCAAUCCCAGUGCCUCUCCAGAUGGCGAAACGGGCUGUAGUGGGAACCUCAGAGCAGCGGCUGGAAUGGCAGAGGCAGGCAAACCCAGGGUAGCAAACGAAAUGUAGCAGAAACUCUGCAUCUAUAGCAGGAGCCACAGGGUGACCCACUAGGCAGGAGGUGCUGGGUUACAGUGUAGUAAAAAAACCACAGUGGGACUGGGCAGCAGCAGUAGCCAGACUCCUGAACACUGCCGGGGGAGGCUCGCUUGGAGGGGGGAGGGGGCUCAGGGUGCUGGGAUUUUCCCUGAGGCACCCGAGUAGAUGGAGAGGGUCCUUUCCAGUGAGGUAUGGUGUUAAUAAGGUCCCACUGUAAUGGGCGCUCGUACGAGCAGAGCCUCACUCACGCUAGAAGACAGUAGCUGAUGAGGCUCCACAGUGGUGGUGAAUUAUUCCCACAGCAACCACAGCCUGUCUCCCCUUCAAUCCUGAGAGCGACAGAGAGAGAGAGAGAGAGAGAGGGAGAAAGAGAGAGAGAGAGAGGGAGAAAGAGAGAGAGAAGCUGAGCCCAGCCCCUCAGCCCCCAGCCAAAGUCUCCUGGUAUGUCUGCCCUUCCCAAGAGAAACCUCUCAGAGAAUGCAGCCAGCUCCACCCCUUCCUCCUCCCCUCAGCCAUGUCUUUUGGUCUUUUAAGUAUUGGUCGUUUUCGUCUCUUAGCUACAAAUGGGACAAAAUUCCCUGAGAGAAUGAAAAAAAGAAAGACAGAAGCCAAGUCCAGCCCCUCACUCCCCAGCCAAAAUCUCCCGGUAUCUCUGCCCUUCCCAAGACAAAGCCCCCCAGCUAAGAUAGUGCCUCCAGCUGCACUCCUACCCCUCCCCUUUGGCUGCAUCUUUUGUCUCUCUUAAGUACCAGUCAUUAUUGUCUCUUAGCAACAAAUGGGACAAAAUUCCCAGAAAGAAAGAAAGGAAAAAAAAUUUAAAAAGGGAAAAAUCCUAACCUCAAAC